Quercus robur (English oak) is the source of this 3327-nucleotide messenger RNA. RefSeq names its product ubiquitin carboxyl-terminal hydrolase 23. Gene Ontology annotation, molecular function: cysteine-type endopeptidase activity; cysteine-type deubiquitinase activity. Gene Ontology annotation, biological process: protein deubiquitination. The coding region runs from base 206 to 3049 and encodes 947 amino acids. Lineage: Eukaryota; Viridiplantae; Streptophyta; Magnoliopsida; Fagales; Fagaceae. Gene Ontology annotation, cellular component: nucleus; cytosol. The transcript has 11 exons. The record is from RefSeq and is a predicted model, not a curated record.
CUCCCACUUUUCUCCUCCUCUUUCGCAGAGUAGCCGAAAAAAAGCCUCUGCUUCUCGAACCCAACCCCUUCAAAACCCAACAAACCAAGCGCCACCGUUUCAUACCCUAACACCUCUACAAUAAAAACCAAACCCAAUAACCACUUGGCAAUCACAACAAUUUUUUUUUUUCAAUAACAACAAAUUAUUUGAGCUCCACAAAAAAAUGUCCGAGACUUUACUAGCUAGCUUGGGAUCCGAUAUCCAACAAUCGGAUCCUUCGCCCGCUUCGACGUCAUCCGGAUCCUCCUCCUCUCUAUUCCAGCGGAAAAUCGAGUUCCACCCGGCGAGGAAGCCAUUCAAGGGCUUUAGUAAUGGUGGCGCCGCCGCCGAUUUCCGGCUCGAGACCCUGAACCCGGGUGGUGGUGGUUCUGAUCAAAGGCGAUCCGGGUCGGGUCAAUUGGGUUCUCAGGGGAAGAGAGGAGAUGGGUCGGAGGUUUUGGAAAAUGGGUUGGAUCCUGAGCUCAGCUUCGGGAUCACUGUGCGGAAAAUUGGUGCUGGUCUGCAAAAUCUUGGAAAUACCUGUUUCCUCAAUUCAGUAUUGCAGUGUCUAACAUACACAGAGCCUUUAGCAGCAUACCUGCAAAGUAGCAAGCAUCAAAAUUCUUGCCAUAUUGCUGGGUUUUGUGUUUUGUGUGCCAUCCAAAAACAUGUCAGCUGUGCUCUUCAGUCAACCGGAAGAAUAUUAGCACCUAACGAUUUUGUCAGGAACUUGCAGUGCAUAUCACGGAAUUUUCGAAAAGCUAGACAGGAAGAUGCUCAUGAGUACAUGGUUAACUUGCUGGAAUCAAUGCAUAAAUGCUGUUUACCUUCUGGAGUGCCUAGUGAAUCCCCUGGUGCUUAUGAGAAGAGUUUGGUACACAAGAUCUUCGGAGGUCGCCUCAGGAGUCAGGUUAAAUGCUUGCAAUGUUCAUAUUGCUCCAAUAAAUUUGAUCCAUUCUUGGAUUUGAGUCUUGAAAUAGUCCAGGCAGAUUCCUUGCAUAAAGCACUUGCGAACUUCACUGCUGCAGAGCAGUUAGAUGGAGGAGAGAGGCAAUACCAGUGCCAACAAUGCAAGCAGAAAGUUAGGGCUCUCAAACAGCUUACUGUGCACAAGGCUCCAUAUGUUCUAGCCAUUCAUUUAAAGCGUUUUCAUUCACAUGAUCCUGGGCAGAAGAUUAAAAAGAAAGUUCAUUUUGGUCCUACAAUAGAUUUGAAACCCUUUGUCAGUGGUUCCUACGAGGGAGAUCUGAAAUAUACUCUUUAUGGGGUUUUGGUUCAUGAUGGUUGGAACACCCAUUAUGGUCAUUAUACUUGCUUUGUUCGCACUUCAAAUGGCUUCUGGUACUAUCUCAAUGACAAUCAGGUUUCCCCAGCCAGUGAGAGGAGAGUUUUAGAACAGCAAGCUUACAUGUUGUUUUAUGUUCGUGAUAGAAGAAAUAUUGUUCCCAGGAAACCCCCCACUGAUGUUGCUCAGAAGGAGAAUUUGAAAGCAAAUGCUAAUGGAAACAGGACAUCUUCCGCUUUCAACCACGUGUUAAAGGAGGCAGUUCAAAAUGCUCCAGUUGAGAAACGGUUAAGUAGUGCAACCCCUGCUGCUGUUACUCGAAAAGAUGCAUUGAAUGUUGUUCCUUCAACAGUACCCAUUAUGAAGGAAGUAUCACUUCAGAAAGAUAAUUGCUUGAUAAAGACAGAAUGCAUGGUGCUGAAAAAGGAUUCUGUAUCAGAAAAUUUCCCAAAGGUGCCAUUAUCAAACAACCCACCAGAAGGGCUUCCUGUUAGUAAGCCAAAAUCAAUAGAAGCCCUAUCGCAGCCAGCUCCAUCUUGUAAUGGUGAUGUUCCCAAUUUUGAAAAUACACCUAAGGGCAAAAUUAAUGAUUACAAUGAGAAAGGAAAAUCAAAGAAAGACUCCAGUGUCUCAGUGGCAACAUCACCUAACUUCAAUGAUGUCCAAAGCUCCUCUACUGCUAAAAGUGUCACAGAUGAGACCUCGCAGAAAAUUAAUCUUGUUUCACAUAUUGUUCCAUCAGAAGAUCUGAAUGACAAAACAUUGAAGGAAAUGGACCCAGUUGGACAUACACCCAAUGGAAGCGCUGUUGGUACUUCACUGGUUGAGGCUGCUGGUGGUAGGGUUCAAAAAGUUGAACUUGAUGAAUCAGUUAAAUUAUCUAGCUUAUCAAUUGAGACAAAUGGAUUGCACACAGAAGCUCAUAAUUGCAAGCUCCACAAAAAGCUAAAAAAGAAGCAUUUGAAGUGUAAGGUGGCAAGCAUGCAGCUUCACUCACACUUCCUUUUCCGGGCAUCCUUGAGUUUGCAGAAGAAGAAGAAACACAAAAGAAACAAAAGGCGCACUUUAAACACGAAGAAUCUUAGCAGAGAACACUUGUUGGACAGAGAUUGCAUUUCAGCAGAUCUGGGGCCAUCUACAUCUGAGAGUGUUGGGACUAGUUCCUUGCAUUUAAGUCAUCCUUUGAGAAAAGGCACUAAAACUACUUCAGAAAAAAGAGCUAAUGAUGUUGCUGCAAAGGGUUAUAUAUAUUCCAAUGGUGAUUGCUCAAUGGAUGUUAAAAUAGAUGGUGAAUUUAGACAGAGAAUUGAUGAGAGUGGAACCGUGCUUGCAACUGAUAAGCAAUUAGACAAGAACUCUGGCUCUAGCUCUACUUUGGUUGCAAACCAGAGGGAAGCAGUACGGUCAGAUGAUUUAAAAGAUAGCAAAAGAGAAGUAAUGCAGAAUGGUUUGAUGAGUAUGCUUACUCGAGGUCUAGAAGAGACAGUUGUUUCUUAUUGGGAUGGGAUAGAGUUGCCUCCAUGUCCGAUUGCAACAUCAAAUGAUGUGGAGAGUACCAGCAUUGGUUAUGUACUAGAUGAAUGGGAUGAGGAAUACGACAAAGGAAAGAGAAAGAAGGUAAGGCAGUCUCAGCAUAGUUUUGGUGGAAUAAAUCCUUUCCAAGCAAUUGCAACCAAGAAAACACAAUUCAAGAAGGCUAAAGUAGACCGUUCUAGUGCUGGAAAUCAACCAUUCAGGAUAUGAAGAAACUAGAUCAACGUUGAUGGAAUGUAAGCUAGACUUACAGGCUUGCCAUCAUAUUUAUUGUAGCAAUUGUUGUAUUUUUGAGUUGAAAUUUCAAGGAGGGAGAGUGCUAGAAUUGAUCUUAUUUUUUCUUUUUGGGUUUUUGUUUGUUGGGAAGGAGAGUUGGGGAUUCUACAUUUAACCUAUUCCUGUUAGAACAAUUGUAUCUGUUGGAAGAACUCUAUUAGCUGAACAAAUUCUUAUGUUUAAGAAGUGAAUUAAGUUUUUUUUUUCUUGUU